Molecule: messenger RNA, 756 nt
Organism: Didymodactylos carnosus
Lineage: Eukaryota; Metazoa; Rotifera; Eurotatoria; Philodinida; Philodinidae
Source: the annotation of a GenBank genome assembly
AUGCACGAUGAUCGGAAGAAAAUAACAAUGUAUCCACAAGUCAAAAACGAUAUGAUGAGAAACUAUAUCAAAUUGAAACGAUUUAUAACCACACAAAACCGAAUUGCAGUAUUGCUACUAUUUGUUCUAAUCAUUGGCACUCUUCUACUAUUUCGAUCUUAUCGUUCCAUGGAUAUUCCACAGACUAUCGAACAAUCAAAUGAACCUGUUCAUGUCGACUUUUAUGUUAUGUCAAAAUGUCCAGAUGCUAAACUUUGUGAAACAAAAUUUGCUGAUACAUUAAUUAAAUUAUCAUCGAUUAUUAAUUUUACCGUUAAUUUUAUUGCUACAGAACCAAAACCAAAUGAAUUUGAAUGUAUGCAUGGUAAUGAUGAAUGUACAGGUGACAAACAACAAUUGUGUGUACAACAUCUUGCAAGUCAAACAGUUUUACUUAAAUUUUUACAAUGUCAAUCAGAGACAAUAUUAAAUAUACCGGAUAAUGCUGAAAAAUGUUUAACAGAUACAAGUUUAAAAUAUAGUGAUGUAAAAACCUGUGUUGAUGAACAAGGAAAUUUAUUACUUCAUAAUUCUAUUCAACGAACAGUAGCAAGUAAAGUAAAAAAUUCAUGUACAAUGUAUUUAAAUAACAAGUUUUGGUGUAAACAUGACGGUGUAUGGACAAAUUGUGCUGAAGGAAAUGAUGAAACAAGUUUAAUAACAGCAAUUUGCAAACGUUAUACGGGAGAACGAAAAUCAACAAUAUGUCCAACAUAA